AUGGCUAGCUCAGCCCGGGAGCAUUUGCUCUUUGUGCGGCGUCGAAAUCCCCAGAUGCGGUACACACUGAGUCCAGAGAACCUGCAGAGCCUCGCUGCCCAGAGCUCUAUGCCAGAGAACAUGACCCUGCAACGGGCCAACAGCGACACGGACCUGGUGACUUCGGAGAGCCGCUCCAGCUUGACUGCCAGCAUGUACGAAUACACGCUGGGGCAGGCCCAGAACCUUAUUAUCUUCUGGGACAUUAAGGAGGAGGUGGACCCCAGCGAUUGGAUCGGCCUUUAUCAUAUAGAUGAGAAUUCUCCAGCCAACUUUUGGGAUUCUAAAAACAGGGGAGUGACUGGAACACAAAAAGGACAAAUUGUGUGGAGAAUUGAACCUGGCCCCUACUUCAUGGAACCGGAGAUAAAAAUCUGUUUUAAAUACUACCACGGCAUCAGUGGAGCCCUGCGAGCCACAACCCCCUGCAUCACAGUGAAGAACCCGGCUGUGAUGAUGGGGGCAGAAGGCAUGGAAGGGGGUGCCUCAGGGAAUCUGCAUUCACGGAAGCUUGUCAGCUUUACCUUGUCAGAUCUCAGGGCAGUUGGGCUAAAGAAAGGGAUGUUCUUCAAUCCUGACCCUUAUCUUAAGAUGUCCAUUCAGCCAGGAAAGAAGAGCAGUUUCCCCACCUGUGCCCACCACGGGCAGGAAAGAAGGUCUACUAUCAUCAGCAACACCACGAAUCCCAUCUGGCAUCGAGAGAAAUAUUCCUUUUUUGCACUUUUAACUGAUGUCUUAGAAAUUGAAAUUAAAGACAAAUUUGCCAAGAGCCGCCCUAUCAUCAAGCGUUUCCUAGGGAAACUCACCAUUCCAGUGCAGAGACUGCUGGAGCGCCAAGCCAUUGGUGACCAGAUGCUCAGCUACAACCUUGGCAGAAGGCUCCCAGCUGACCAUGUGAGCGGCUACCUCCAGUUUAAAGUGGAAGUCACAUCUUCUGUUCAUGAAGAUGCGUCUCCAGAAGCCGUUGGCACGAUCCUUGGAGUCAAUACCGUGAACGGGGACCUGGGAAGUCCUUCUGAUGAUGAAGACAUGCCUGGGAGCCACCACGACAGCCCAGUGUGUGUGAACGGGCCAGUGUCUGAGGACAGCACCGCCGAUGGCACGCCUAAGCAUUCUUUCAGGACUAGCUCCACUCUGGAAAUAGACACGGAGGACCUAACCUCUACUUCCUCAAGGACCUCGCCUCCCAGAGGCUGUCAGGACUCACUCAACGAUUAUUUAGAUGCUGUUGAACACAAUGGGCCUUGCAGGCCUGGACCAGUGACCGCCUCUGACAGGGCUGUGGGAGCCUCUCCCAAACUGAGGAGUAGUUUCCCCACCGACACCAGACUCAAUGCAAUGCUCCACAUCGACUCGGAUGAAGAAGACCACGAGUUCCAGCAGGACUUGGGCUAUCCAUCCUCCUUGGAGGAGGAAGGAGGGUUGAUUAUGUUCAGCAGGGCACCGAGGACUGAUGAUGGGAAGCUGACCUCCCAGACAAAGCCGGAGGACGACAACCCUGCUGAGAAUGAGGAUGCCUCCACACACGAAGCUGCUUCCUUGGAGGAGAAGCCAGAGAAUCUUCCAGAGCUUGCAGAUGCCUCCUUGCCCUCAGGCCCAGCCCCAGAGGAAAGUGAAAUGGGCCCCCAACCUCAGCCUAGCGCUGACCACGGCAGCACCGAAUUGUGUGGCUCUCAAGAAGUAGAUCAGCCCACCAGUGGGGCAGACACAGGCACUCCUGACACAUCAGGAGGAAGCCGAAGAGCCACCAGUGAGACUGAGUCCCUGGACCAGGGAUCGGAGCCUUCCCAGGUGUCCUCCGAAACAGAACCCAGCGAUGCUGCCAGGACAGAGAGUGUGAGCGAAGCCAGCACCAGGCCUGAAGGAGAGAGUGAUCUGGAAGGUGCUGAUAGCUCCUGCAAUGAGAGUGUGACCACACAGCUGUCUUCUGUGGACACGCGGUGCUCCUCUCUCGAAAGUGCACGUUUCCCAGAAACCCCAGCCUUUUCUUCGCAGGAAGAGGAAGACGGGGCCUGUGCAGCAGAGGCCCCCAGCAGCUGCCCCGAGGAGGGCUCUCAGGAUUCCCUGUGCACUCCAGGUUCUUUACCUGUGGUGCAGGUGCCCAGUGGGGAGGAGGAAAGGCCUGGGGCAGAAUCUGCUGUUUUGCCUGACCAAGAGGAGCUGGGGGAAGUGUGGCAGCGGAGGGGGAGUCUGGAGGGAGCUGCUGCUGCUGCUGCUGCUGCUGUGGCUGUGGCUACCCAGCCUCAAGAUGAGGGGAAUGCUGGGGAUGCCCAAGGCGCUUGUGAAGGGGCGACUGCCCAGGAGGAGGGUGCUACUGGAGGUUCUCAAGCCAAUGGCCACCAGCCCUUGCGUUCACUACCUUCAGUGCGCCAAGAUGUCAGCCGGUACCAGAGAGUGGAUGAGGCUCUACCACCAAACUGGGAGGCCCGAGUUGACAGCCACGGCCGAAUCUUCUAUGUGGAUCAUGUCAACAGAACCACCACCUGGCAGCGGCCCACAGCUCCCCCUGCUCCACAGGUGUUGCAGAGAUCUAACUCCAUACAGCAAAUGGAGCAGCUGAACCGGCGUUAUCAGAGUAUCCGAAGAACCAUGACUAACGAGAGGCCAGAGGAAAAUACAAGUGCUAUGGAUGGGGCAGGGGAAGAAGCAGACUUUCACCAAGCCAGUACAGAUUUCCGACGGGAGAACGUCCUGCCUCACUCUACCUCCAGAUCCAGGCUCACGUUGCUGUUACAGUCUCCCCCCGUGAAGUUCCUCAUCAGCCCAGAGUUCUUCACCGUGCUGCAUUCUAACCCUAGUGCCUACCGCAUGUUUACAAACAACACAUGUUUGAAGCACAUGAUCACCAAAGUCCGGCGGGAUACCCACCACUUUGAACGCUACCAGCAUAACCGAGACCUCGUAGGAUUCCUCAACAUGUUUGCAAACAAACAGCUGGAGCUGCCUCGGGGUUGGGAGAUGAAACAUGAUCAUCAGGGCAAGGCAUUUUUUGUCGACCACAAUUCGCGCACCACCACAUUCAUCGAUCCUCGCCUCCCACUGCAGAGCACUCGGCCCACCAGCGCCCUGGUUCAUCGCCAGCACCUGACCAGGCAGCGCAGCCACAGCGCGGGUGAGGUAGGAGAAGAUUCUCGGCAUGCAGGACCACCAGUUCUUCCCCGGCCAUCCAGUACAUUCAAUACAGUCAGUAGGCCACAGUAUCAGGACAUGGUUCCAGUGGCUUACAAUGACAAGAUUGUUGCAUUUCUGCGACAACCCAACAUCUUUGAAAUUCUGCAAGAGCGUCAACCGGAUCUCACCAGGAACCACUCACUCAGGGAGAAGAUCCAAUUUAUCCGAACUGAAGGGACCCCUGGCUUGGUGCGCCUCUCAAGUGAUGCAGACCUUGUGAUGUUGCUGAGUUUAUUUGAAGAAGAGAUAAUGUCAUAUGUGCCUCCACAUGCCUUACUCCACCCCAGCUACUGUCAGUCCCCCCGUGGCUCUCCUGUGUCGUCUCCUCAGAAUUCACCAGGUACCCAGCGUGCCAAUGCCCGUGCUCCAGCUCCUUACAAGCGAGAUUUUGAAGCCAAACUAAGGAACUUUUACAGGAAGUUAGAAACAAAAGGAUAUGGACAAGGCCCAGGGAAAUUAAAGCUAAUUAUCCGAAGAGAUCAUUUGCUAGAAGAUGCUUUUAAUCAGAUUAUGGGCUACUCUAGAAAAGACCUGCAGAGAAAUAAACUGUAUGUCACCUUCGUCGGGGAGGAAGGGCUGGAUUACAGUGGGCCUUCCAGAGAGUUUUUCUUCUUGGUAUCCAGAGAACUCUUUAACCCUUAUUAUGGCUUAUUUGAAUAUUCAGCCAAUGACACAUACACAGUACAAAUAAGUCCUAUGUCUGCCUUUGUAGACAAUCACCAUGAAUGGUUCCGGUUCAGCGGGAGGAUCCUUGGCCUUGCACUAAUACACCAGUAUUUGUUGGAUGCCUUCUUCACAAGGCCCUUUUACAAGGCACUUCUGAGAAUUCUGUGUGACCUGAGUGAUCUGGAAUACCUUGAUGAAGAGUUCCACCAGAGCCUUCAGUGGAUGAAAGACAACGAUAUCCAUGACAUCCUUGACCUCACGUUCACUGUGAAUGAAGAAGUGUUUGGGCAGAUUACUGAACGAGAAUUGAAGCCAGGGGGUGCCAAUAUCCCAGUGACAGAGAAGAACAAGAAGGAGUACAUUGAGAGGAUGGUGAAGUGGAGGAUUGAGAGAGGUGUGGUCCAGCAAACAGAGAGCUUAGUGCGAGGCUUCUAUGAGGUGGUGGACGCCAGGCUGGUAUCUGUUUUUGAUGCAAGAGAACUGGAACUGGUCAUUGCAGGCACAGCUGAAAUAGACCUCAGUGACUGGAGAAGCAACACCGAAUAUAGAGGAGGCUACCAUGACAAUCAUAUUGUAAUUCGGUGGUUCUGGGCAGCAGUGGAAAGAUUCAACAAUGAGCAACGGCUAAGGUUGUUACAGUUUGUUACAGGCACAUCCAGCAUUCCCUAUGAAGGAUUUGCUUCUCUCCGUGGAAGUAAUGGCCCAAGAAGAUUCUGUGUAGAGAAAUGGGGAAAAAUCACGGCUCUUCCCAGAGCUCAUACUUGUUUCAACCGUCUGGAUUUGCCUCCAUACCCAUCCUUUUCCAUGCUUUAUGAGAAACUGUUGACAGCAGUUGAAGAAACCAGUACCUUUGGACUUGAAUGACCUGAUCACGCAGUGGCCAGCUCUUCAUGAACAGGCAGAUCAGGCAGCUGGCCUUCAGAAGAAUGAACACUGGAAGUCAGGAGACAAGGCUUCCAUAGAGUGAAGUGGAGUGCUGUUGUUUUCCGGGAACAUGUGCUCUCCCAUUUGGAGAGUGGCAGAUGACAAGUCCUCAUGGCAGGGUUUGAAUGAGCUUGAUGCCCAGGGGACAACCCAACAGUCUUUCAAUCAACAGUUCUUGACUGCCAAAUUUUUUUUUUCCAUUUGUUAUGUUCCGAGACAAAGAUGAACCUCUACGUGAUCAGCUCCAUGGUAACUUUUAGGGACUCAGGAGAAUCUUGAACAUGAUUCAAGCUAAACUGGCAAUACUUCACCCAACCUCCAAAUUAGUGUGAGUUAAAUCUCAUCAUGAAAACUGAUCUAUUUCCUGGAAGUACGUUCAUUUAAGCCCUCCGUUUAACAGAAUAUUCAGUUCUUGCUUAUGAGUGCCUGCAUGGUGUACACUAUAGGUUUCAGCUUUCAUUGGACACAAAUGAAAACCGAAACUGAAGUCAAUAUGAAGUAACUUUUAAUGAUUUGCAACAAGGUGGUCUGUGACAAUGUAUAUGCAAGUGGUAUGUGUGUAAUUAUGGCUGAAGACAAACUGUUACUCAAUGAAUUACUAAGGACAGAUUUUAUGCUUUAUAAUGCAUGAACACAAGUUUAAAAUAACUAACAAUUAAUCACAGCAUAUCAGGAAAAAUGUACACAGUGAGCUCUGAUUAUUUUGUAUAGGUUCAUUAUAUUUAUGUUCUUUAAGGUGUAAAUAAGAACCUAUCUAUCAUACUGUAUGUGUCACCUUUCCAUUUUCAUGUUCCAUGCUUACUCGGGCAUCAUGCUGGUAUUUCUUUAAGCACUCUCAAGGGAAUAAAGGGCCUUUUAUUUUUAUAAAAGUAGAAAAGAAAAAAAAUUCCCCCAAAUAUUUUGCACUGAAUGUACCAAAGUUGAAGGGACAUUACAGUAUGACUAACAGCAAAUCCAUCACUGGACAACUUCAAUAAAAAGUAGCUUCUAAAUCAGACUUCCUUCACAGGGCCAUGUCAAACACUACAAGGACUGUGCAUCUAAGUAAUAAUUUUUUAAGACUCACUCUAUGUGAUAGUAUGAUAUGCAUUUAUGUAAAAUGCAUUAGACUCUCUUCCAUCCAUCAAAUACUUUAUGGGAUGGCAUUUAUUACAGAUAUUUCGUAUCUCCCCCACAGCUUUUUAUUUGUACAGCAUCGUUAAACACUAAGCUCAGUCAGGGAGCUAUCAACUACAUCGAAGACAUGAGCUCUCUUUAGUAAUACGAAUUCCAUUUUCCCUUAUCAGUAAAGAUAUCACAAGGUGAAACACACAGCACUAUAUUUCUAAGACUGCAUUUUCACAGAUGCAUAAUUUUCUUAUUAAUAUCGACAAUUUUUCUAUGGCAUCUCAAAUAUCGCAUGACAUCGUUCAUCUUAAUUCUGCUUUAUUUUGUGAGAGGAUAUCCUUCAUUUUCAUUGCUUUUGGGAUUAUUCUACAUCACUGUCAGUUCUUCGAUUUAUGGCCAUAAAGGGAUCAGAUGCACAAUGCAGUGGAGAUCUAUUAAGGGUGGUAAAAGUGUUGGAUUAAUAUUUAAUUUGCCAGCCUGUGGAUCCCUAAGAAUGGGCAGAACAUUUUUUAAGAAUCAUGUAUUUAAGUAAAAAAUUGAAUUCCUAUUAUGAUAUGAUAUAGGCAAUCUUAUAUUUUAUAGAGGUUCAUAUGCCCAGUUUUCAUAGGGGUUUUAUAAGCACUGAUUGCUCUCCUCUUAGUGAAGCUGUGUUGAUCACCAGGACCCUCAAGAGAAUACCACUCAGGUUGCAUUCCUGCACUAAAGGCAGGUGCAAAGGGGUGGGGAACUGUUCUGGACAAAGGUUACAGAAAUUGGGGGUGGGCAUAUUUAUCUGUAUACUAUAAUGGGACAGAAAAAAGGGAAGAGAAAGCAUAUUUAACUGGAAAUAUUUGUUGUACAUAUUGAUCAUGAAUACAAGUAUAUAUUUAAUUUGGCAAACUAUUUUUACUUGUUUGUAUUUUUUUCAUUUUAAGAAAUAUAGUAUAAUACAUUAAUGUACUUUUUAAGAUCACACUUUUGAUACAUCAGAGCUAGAAUUCUCAACAGCUGAUAUGGAAGGUUUAUUCUUAAGAAAAAAAAUUAUGUAUUAGUAAACUGUCAGCUUUCAUUUUGGUUUGAGACACUUUGUUUCCAACAAUCAUUUUGCUCCCUAAAGAGAGAUUUGAAAUAAGAUGCAUCUCCCUGAUUAUUCCUAACAAAUACAUUUCCUUGUUAAGGCAUCCAAUUUUGAAAAUAACUGUUUUCUUUACUGUAUG
Dipodomys ordii (Ord's kangaroo rat) is the source of this 7103-nucleotide messenger RNA. It is a transcript of the gene Hecw2, whose product is annotated as HECT, C2 and WW domain containing E3 ubiquitin protein ligase 2. Gene Ontology annotation, biological process: regulation of dendrite morphogenesis. The record is from RefSeq and is a predicted model, not a curated record. The coding region runs from base 1 to 4740 and encodes 1579 amino acids. Gene Ontology annotation, molecular function: protein binding; ubiquitin-protein transferase activity. Lineage: Eukaryota; Metazoa; Chordata; Mammalia; Rodentia; Heteromyidae. The transcript is spliced from 29 exons.